UACUUGAUCUUUUGAACAGUGUGUUGAAUAAUCUUGAUGGAGCUAUGAAGUUAGCUGUAGGCGCAUAUUCUCUCCCAGGAGAAUUUGAGAACAGCAUUGAACAGUUUCGUGACUUGGUUCAUAGUAAUUCAAGCGAUAAUCCCAGGAUCAUUCUAAAGGAUGUCAUCACACUUGCAGAUAAAUUUCUGGGUGCCCUAAGCUAUACUCUUGUAGUUGUUACCGCUGUAAUGCUCCUCUUGGCAUUCCUUGGCUUCAUAUUCUCAGUUUGUGGCUGGAAAGGCAUUGUCUACUUCUUGUUCUUCAUUGGGUGGAUUCUGGUCACAGGGACUCUAAUACUGAGCUCUAUAUCAUUUGUUGUGCAAAAUGGAGUAGGAGACACGUGUGUUGCAAUGGAGGAUUGGCUUGAACACCCUCAAGAUCGUACAUCUCUAAGUGAGGUUAUUCCUUGCGUGGACGGACCUACAACCCAGAAAGCACUGGACAUAACCAAAAACACCUCCUUCCAGAUGGUCACUUUGGUUAAUGAUUUUGUCAAAAACAUGGCCAACGUUGAUGCGCCUCCCGGCGCGCCGCCUUCGGCUUUCUACAAUCAAUCCGGUCCUCCUUUGCCUCUCCUCUGUAACCCAGUCAAUCCUGACAUGACUCAACGACCAUGUGGUCCUCAAGAAGUCUCCUUAGAUAAUGCAUCUCAGGUAUAUCAAGGUUUUGUGUGCAAUACAUCCCCAGAUGGAAGGUGCAAGAACAUGGGAAGAUUGACUCCAAGUCUGUACCAACAGAUAAUGAUGGCUGUAAAUGUGAGCAACACAUUGGAUAAGAAUGGUCCAAAGCUGAUUGACUUGAUAGAUUGCGCGUUUGUUGCAGAAACAUUUGAUGAAAUCAGUGACAACUACUGUCCUCCCAUGAGGCGUUUCUCUGGUUUCAUCUUCAUUGGCUUGUUGUUGCUCUCACUUGCACUUCUCUUCUCUCUCGUCUUGUGGUUGAUUUUUGUUAGAGAGAGACACCGGCAAAUAUCUUCAGACAUUUUCAGAUGAAAACUUUGUAUCAAGGGAACAUAAAAUUUGAAUAUAUGUGUACACGUUUACACAGGGGCGGAUCCACGUCUUUGU
Messenger RNA from Prosopis cineraria, 1106 nucleotides. RefSeq lists its product as uncharacterized. The record is from RefSeq and is a predicted model, not a curated record. Gene Ontology annotation, cellular component: plasma membrane; plasmodesma. The transcript has 6 exons. The coding region runs from base 45 to 1031 and encodes 328 amino acids. Lineage: Eukaryota; Viridiplantae; Streptophyta; Magnoliopsida; Fabales; Fabaceae.